Messenger RNA from Dendronephthya gigantea, 1419 nucleotides. RefSeq lists its product as uncharacterized. The transcript is spliced from 2 exons. NCBI's taxonomy places the organism in Eukaryota, Metazoa, Cnidaria, Anthozoa, Malacalcyonacea, Nephtheidae. Gene Ontology annotation, molecular function: zinc ion binding; nucleic acid binding. Bases 1 to 1419 code for a protein of 472 amino acids. The record is from RefSeq and is a predicted model, not a curated record.
AUGAGCGACGAAGAAGCAAGCAAGAUUACAAACGCAGGCGAGCAAAAACUCAAAGGAGAUAUUGAAAAAGAAAUUGCUAAGUUAAAGUAUUUCUUAGAAGAAACAAAUGAAAUUAUUGAAGCGAAAGAUUGCGAUGAAAUGGAAGCCAUAUACAAUCGCGCCGGGAAAAUAAUUGUCAAAAUAUCAGAGCUUGUUUCGCAAACAGAAGAGUUGAAAAUCAAUAACGGAAAAACAAACGAAAAACAAGAAAAGGCUCAAGACGAAGCAGAAUUACGACGAUUAGAAUUAAAAGAUAAACAAUUUCAACAAAAAGAACAAAGGCGGGCUAAUUUGAAACCGGGUGAAGUUGGUUACAAGAUUGCAUGGGAAAGAUUAAAAAGCGAGUAUGGUCACCCCAAACAUGUUAUCAAUGCCCAUAUGGAUGCAAUAAUUAACUUAACUCCAGUGAGAGGGCAUAAUUAUGAAAAGAUGCAAGAUUUCUAUGAGAAAUUAAGCAAUAAUUUCGAUGCAAUUCAAACUCUGGGAGACGGUGAAAAACUUUCCGGAUUUGUUAUGACCACUAUCAACAAGUUGCCACACAUAAAAGCCGACUUGGUUCGAGCAGAUGAGGACUGGGAAGAAUGGUCCAUGGAUGUACUAUUACUGAAUUUGCAAAAGUGGCUUCGACGAAAUAAAGUGGAAGAUGCGAGCAAUCAGAAAGAAACCAGAUGCAAGAAACCAGAAGGACACUGGUAUCAAAAGUCAUCCGGACCCCCAAAACCUCACUGUGUUUUUUGUUCGAAUAAUGAAUACUGGAGUGAUCAAUGCAAAACAGUGAAACGAUUGGCCGACCGAAAGAAAUUCUUCGCUGAGAAGAAUUUGUGUUUUAACUGUAGUCGCACUGGGCACAGGGGAAAUCAAUGUCGAAGUCGUGGUUGCCUGAAGUGUAAGGCCAGACAUCACACAAGCCCGUGUGAUAAGAAUGAAGAUGACCAGGAGAACAAGUUAGUAACUGGAUUUACCACUCUAACUGAGGAGAAAUCGCUUCCAGCCAUUGUACCUGUCAAGAUAAAGGGACAAACCCUGUGGGCAUAUCUCGACACUGGCUCAGGUCGAGACUUUAUUUCACGCGAGGCUGCAAAGAAACUCAAUUUGAAUCCAACACAUCACGAAUCCCACGAGAUUGUAACCGUGACUGGCACCUCGACUCAAGCCAUGCCUAUUUUCCAAACAACCAUAAAUUCUCUUGAUAUGAAAGUACAUGAAGAUAUUGAAUUGACCGGUUCUAGACUCCAAAAUUUUACCACAGUUAAAAUACCAGAUAUAAAUGAACUCAAGAAGAAAUACACCCAUAUGCAAGACAAAGGAUUUUACAUGACCAGCGAUGGACAACAUCCAAUUCAUAUCAUACUUGGUGAUGGCACAUACAGCAGAAUUUGA